This is a messenger RNA of Agrilus planipennis (emerald ash borer), 1359 nucleotides long. Its product is annotated as dynein regulatory complex protein 9-like. The transcript has 3 exons. Gene Ontology annotation, biological process: cilium organization. The record is from RefSeq and is a predicted model, not a curated record. Lineage: Eukaryota; Metazoa; Arthropoda; Insecta; Coleoptera; Buprestidae. Gene Ontology annotation, cellular component: motile cilium; cytoplasm. Bases 151 to 1284 code for a protein of 377 amino acids.
CUUAACGUUAGAAAUAAUUAUUUAUUUCGAUUAAUUUUUUCGACUGAUUUGUUUGUCAAUGCGUUACAUUGUUUUGUUCGAUAUAUAUAUAUUUACUUAUAUAUGGAAAGAAAAUUUUGGUGAAGAAUAAGACGAAGAAAAAGUAACAUCAUGCCGUUAGGUAAACAAUCUGCUGUAUAUUCCGAAGAGUUUCUCGUCAUGGAUGACAAUUUCAAUUUAUCAGUAUCAUCGAUAUCUCAAUCGGGUAAAAACUCGGAAGUAUCAGAAUCCUUUAUCAAUAAUGAACCUGUUUACGUUCUGCCACGUCUUAUGGCAAUGGCAUUCGCGUGCGUCUUGGACGAAGCAGCCAAAAAACUAUCUCUCAUCCUCAAUUUCGAUGGCAUUCCAAAAAUCGAGAGUAAUAAAACCGCCGACGAAGUAACAGAAGGCGAAGAAGUGGUAUUCGACCACAAAACAUUGAAACCUAUCCAAGAAAUGCUGGAAUACGAAAAGAUAAUAAAAUUCCAAAGAGACGUGUAUUUCGUUAAAAAAACUUUAGACGAAACGACGAAAAGUCUGUUAGAAACCAACAGCUUCGACUACCUGGUGACCGAAGUAAGCGAGUACAAACAUAAACGCGACGAAAGAAACGAUCUCCUGAAGGAAUUGGAACAAUACAAACAGGAAAUUGCCGAGUUCAAAAGGAAGUCUGAGGAAGAGACUCGUUUGUCGGUUGUCGAUUUUCAAAACUUAAGAAGGGAAGCCAUGAAAAUUGGAGAGGAAAUUAUGCAAGACACGCUUACCAAAAAUGCAAAAAUGAGAUACGUAUCGAAAUGGCAAGCUUCCCGGCAGGAACUGAACUAUACGAUUUUAAUUAACGAUGAAACAAAACUUCGUAAUAUUAUCAAUACUAUGGAAAGAGAAAUGGAGAGAGAAAAUCGGGUACAUGACGAGAUUGAAAAAUUUAUAAACGAACAGCAGAAGGAAUAUGAAGAGCAGAUUGACGAAUGGAUUCGCCGGUAUGACACAGAAAUGGAACAAUUAGACCUAGACAUUUCUGUAACUAACGAAAAAAUAGAAGAUCAAGAGAAAAAGAAUGCGGAAAUAAAGAAUAAGUAUGAGGAACGGCAAAGAUUUAUUGAAGAAUGGUUAGAAUACAGAGAAAAGAAAAGAUUAGAAAGGGAAAGGUACGAAAGGAUUUUCGAAGCUGCUAUGACAAUACAGUGCUGGUGGAGGACAGUUAUGAUCAAAAAGAAGCUUGGUCCCUACGGGAAGAAGAAAAAGGGUAAAGGUAAAAAGAAAUAGACAUUUGGGGAUGCACGUGUAGGUACGCAUAUUAGCGGUGGUCUUUCUAUGUGUAGUAAGUGUAGAUAUAUUUUA